AAUUUUGGAAUUCGUCUGCUCGUGUCCCUUCCUGCUGCGCACUACAAGGAGGAUCGCCACACAGGGAAGCCUUACCUGCACAUCGCUGUGAAAGCAGCAAGACAAAGGAGCUUAUUCCUGUCGGUGCGGCCACUGGGUGCCACGGUCUACGGAGCGACCGUGACACUGCGUUGCUUCCAGCUGUGUUUUCUCACGUUUGCGCUCAUUGCGGGAGCGGGGGGCGCACGUUGA
Podarcis lilfordi (Lilford's wall lizard) is the source of this 231-nucleotide messenger RNA. The record is from the annotation of a GenBank genome assembly. Lineage: Eukaryota; Metazoa; Chordata; Lepidosauria; Squamata; Lacertidae.